CUUGAGGGUGGAGGGGAUUUAAUUAAACUCUGCUGUACGUCUCGUCUUCAGCGUUUGUCAAACAUGGCUGCUCAGUGUGUAACCAAAGUGGAGCUCACUGUGUCCUGUGAGAACCUCCUGGACAAGGACAUCGGCUCCAAAUCAGACCCUCUGUGUGUGCUGGUAAUGUGCAGCGCCAACGAUCAGUGGUAUGAGGUGGCUCGUUCAGAGAAAGUCCAGAACUGCCUCUGUCCAAAGUUUGCCAAAAAGUUUGUUGUCGACUAUUACUUUGAAAUAGUUCAGAAGCUGAAGUUUGGCAUUUAUGACAUUGACAACACGACCGUUGACCUGAGUGAUGAUGACUUCCUGGGGGAGCUGGAGUGCACCCUGGGACAGGUUGUAUCCAGUAAGAAGCUGACCAGGCCUCUGGUCUUAAAGAACAAGACGCCAGCAGGAAAGGGGACGAUCACAAUCAGUGCUGAAGAAAUUAAAGAUAACAGGGUGGCAAAUUUUGAGGUGGAGGCGAGGAAGCUGGAUAACAAGGAUUUCUUUGGGAAGUCCGACCCUUACCUGGAGCUCUACAAGCAGACAGAGACUGGAUGGCAGCUGGCUCACAGGACGGAGGUGGUGAAGAAUAACUUGAAUCCAACAUGGAAGCCUUUUCGGAUCCCGCUUCAGUCUCUCUGUGGAGGAGACCUGGACAAACCAAUAAAAGUUGAGUGUUACGACUAUGACGAUGAUGGCUCACACGAUCUGAUCGGAUCCUUCGAGACCACGAUGAAGCGUCUUCAGGAAGCAUCACGGACGUCUCCGGCAGAGUUUGAAUGCAUCAAUGGCAAAAAGAAGCAAAAGAAGAAAGGCUACAAGAACUCUGGCGUUGUGAGCGUGAAACUCUGCCAGGUCGUGAAGGAGUACAGCUUCCUGGAUUAUAUCAUGGGUGGUUGUCAGAUCAACUUCACCGUGGCUAUAGACUUCACGGGCUCCAAUGGAGACCCCAGGUCUCCUCAGUCUCUGCAUUACAUCAGCCCUCAGGGUGUUAACGAGUACCUCACCGCUAUCUGGUCUGUGGGCAACGUCAUCCAGGACUAUGACAGUGAUAAGAUGUUUCCUGCAUUUGGCUUUGGCGCUCAGAUUCCACCGACGUGGCAGGUUUCCCACAAGUUCCCUCUCAACUUCAACCCAUCAAAUCCAUUUUGUACAGGCAUUGAGGGGGUGGUGGAGGCCUACAGGGCAUGUUUACCUCAGGUCAAACUAUACGGUCCUACAAACUUCUCACCGAUCAUCGACCACGUAGCCUGUUUUGCGAAUCAAGCCCUCCAGCAGACCACCGCAUCCCAAUACUUUGUCCUGCUCAUCAUCACUGACGGAGUGAUCACAGACAUGGAUCAGACACGCAGCGCCAUCGUUAACGCCUCCCGGCUGCCCAUGUCCAUCAUCAUCGUCGGGGUGGGAGGGGCAGACUUCAGCGCCAUGGAGUUCUUGGACGGAGACAACGGCCGCCUGCGCGCUCUGACGGGCGAGACCGCCGUGAGGGACAUCGUCCAGUUUGUGCCGUUCAGGCAGUUUCAGAACGCUCCUCGUGAGGCUCUGGCGAAGACCGUGUUGGCCGAAGUACCAAUUCAGCUCGUGGAAUUCUUCAGCACCAUGAAACUGAAUCCACCCAACUCUAGUCCUGCUCAGAACCCUGCUGGGACUGUGUGACACCAUGAAGAGGUCGAGCCCGCCUCCCGGAGACAUCAGCUACUCUUUUUUUUUUUAAUUUUUAAAUUUUAUUUUUUUAUGCACUUACCCACCCCCCUCCUGUUUUAGUUCACCCCCAGCCAAUCAAACACCGGGUCUGAACACACCAGAUGCUGGUGUUUUUAAUAUUCAUGACUCUUGAUUUAGCUACAAAUCAUUCCAGUAACGAGACCAUGCUUAGUGCAAGUUUACAUCCAAAUAAUGAACAUUACCCUUCAGUGUUUCAGUAAUGUUUACUGAAGAGAAACAUCUUUUAAGAGUUGUCCUUUAACCCACAAGCUAGGCUGCGUUGUACGUUUAAUAUCUGUCGUCUCUCUAAAAUAAAACAUCAGCCAUUAUCAAACUAUAGUUUUUUCUCUUCAAAAUAAAGCUCCCUCUUGCUUCCUGCUUCAGUAAACUCAAAUAUAGUUUAUUUUAACCCUUAAAUAAUUAAUUUAUUCAUUUUAUGACCAUU
Molecule: messenger RNA, 2173 nt
Organism: Nematolebias whitei (Rio pearlfish)
Lineage: Eukaryota; Metazoa; Chordata; Actinopteri; Cyprinodontiformes; Rivulidae
Product: copine-3
Exons: 16
Coding region: 64-1680 (538 amino acids)
Biological process (GO): ERBB2 signaling pathway; cellular response to calcium ion
Cellular component (GO): plasma membrane
Molecular function (GO): calcium-dependent phospholipid binding; receptor tyrosine kinase binding
Source: RefSeq, a predicted model, not a curated record